AUGAUGCAAUACAUUCACAUCCCUUACAACAACAUGGAAUGGGUUGAGGUGCCCAAGGUCAUCAUGGUUGAUCAACUGUGGAUGUGGAUUCUUGACAAGAACACCAUUCUUACCAGCUUCCCCCAAAGAUACGGAGAAGAUAGGCAGAACGCCUCUGGGGUGCACAAGUCCAUACGAAGAAGACUGGAACAAGCAAAAAGCAAUCAAAUCCGGUCUGUUUUUGACUUGGCUCUGGUCAUUCUCGACGAAUGCGCGAACGAUGUAUUCAACCAAGAAGCAGCCCAGGAUCCAAAGCCACCAAUUAUAGACAUUUUCUCGCGGUCUAUCGGCGACUUGGCACAUAGACAGAAGUUAUCGCGGGAUGGAUUGAGAGAGCUGACUGCCUCGGCUUCACUUCUGCACAAGUCCACGCCUCAAAAGGCAAGACGAAUUGUACAGCAGCUCACCAGAGUCAACUUCGAGGGGUUGUUCCUGGACGACAUCACCAAAAUUGUCGAUGAGCUCAACAUAAUGAUCAACAACAGCAGGCAGCAUAGAGAUAUCAUCGGAAAGUUUAUACAGCACGCUGAAAACAUCUUGAACCCUGAAGGGCUCUUGAAAGACGAGAAAUCAAGAGCCUUCGAUACCGCCGAUUCCAUUGCUAGCCCGUCGGAAAAUGGAAAGUUCUCAACGUCGAGCACGGAAACAAGACUGGCGAUAGACCAGUUUUUUUGGUUUCAGAGGCAGGCUGGUGACCUGCUCAUCCGUGUUGACAACAGAAUCACGGAGUUGUUAGGCUUACUCAACCGAGCCGAAAAAACGUCCAAAGCUAUCAACGAGCUACACACUCUUAUCCUGCAACAAGCAAGUGUUCUUCAAGCCUGGCAGGCAGGCGAAGAAGUUGGCGAAUCUUUGCAGCACGGUAGAUCCAUCAUGGUCUUCACCAUAGUCACAAUCAUCUUUCUCCCACUAUCCUUCAUGUCUAGCGUAUUCGGCAUGAACAAUUCCAACAUAGGCGACAACCAGAUGUCUUUCCGCGAACAAGCUAACUACAUGUUCCCGAUAUCUGCUGGCGUCAUUCUGAUCUCAAUAAUUUUCGCGUUUUGGCGGUUCCCCCGGACUAUCUUCUGGUCCGCGUACAAAGUCACCGAAACCUGGCUGCUGGUAAACACAGGCCUUUAUGGCUUGUGGCUCUACCUGGUGGAGAAGUCCCAAUUCUUCAAAAUCGAUGUUCUUCUCAAUAAGUUGGAACAGAAUAUCGAGGAAAUGAAGGAGGAAUCCAUCAUGGCUCGCUUCGCUGUCCUUGCUGUCGCUCUCUACGCCGCCCUCGCGCAAGCCGCUCCGGCCCAAACGAACUGCUCAGUUCAGAUUCAAGACUCCGCCGGGGGAGGUACGGCCGCCGCAUGCUCGGAAGCCAACGUUAGUGCGGGUGUGACACUUGUCAACGGCCCGCACGUCCAGUACACUCUGAGUCCGACAUGCGAGCUCACCAUCACGAACGGACCGUUCGACUCCGUUACGGCCACGGCAUCGGUCAAGAACGGCGCUUGUUAG
Colletotrichum karsti is the source of this 1533-nucleotide messenger RNA. RefSeq lists its product as uncharacterized. Gene Ontology annotation, molecular function: metal ion transmembrane transporter activity. The transcript is spliced from 10 exons. The record is from RefSeq and is a predicted model, not a curated record. Gene Ontology annotation, biological process: metal ion transport; transmembrane transport. The coding region runs from base 1 to 1533 and encodes 510 amino acids. Gene Ontology annotation, cellular component: membrane. NCBI's taxonomy places the organism in Eukaryota, Fungi, Ascomycota, Sordariomycetes, Glomerellales, Glomerellaceae.